Globicephala melas (long-finned pilot whale) is the source of this 430-nucleotide messenger RNA. RefSeq names its product metallothionein-2. Gene Ontology annotation, molecular function: metal ion binding. Lineage: Eukaryota; Metazoa; Chordata; Mammalia; Artiodactyla; Delphinidae. Gene Ontology annotation, cellular component: nucleus; cytoplasm. Gene Ontology annotation, biological process: cellular response to copper ion; detoxification of copper ion; cellular response to zinc ion. The record is from RefSeq and is a predicted model, not a curated record.
UUUGCACUCGCCCCGGCUCCUUCCCGCUAUAAAGGCAGCCCACAGCGCCCUCCGCUCCAGCACGCCCCCUCGACUUCCUUGCCAUACUUCGUGACGCAGUCUCCGGACCCCAGCCUCCGCUUCGUCUCGCCAUGGAUCCCAACUGCUCCUGCACCGCGGGCGGAUCCUGCGCGUGUCCCGGCUCCUGCAAAUGCAAAGACUGCAAAUGCACCUCCUGCAAGAAGAGCUGCUGCUCCUGCUGCCCUCCGGGCUGCGCCAAGUGUGCCCAGGGCUGCAUCUGCAAAGGGACCUCAGACAAGUGCAGCUGCUGUGCCUGAUGUCGCGGAGAGCCUGCCCCGGGUGUAAAUAGAGCAACCAGGACAAACCUACAUUCCUCUUUUUUUUUUUGUCCUAUAAAAUACAAGAAUGAUAAUAAAAGUGGUUGGCUUUA